CACGGUGACUCUACAUUGUUGCUGUUGUGUUCUAGUUAGCAGUGGUUUACUAGAGUAUGUUAGCGAGUCAGUGUUUGUUUACUGGGAUAGUAGUUGUUUAUGAUGUCAUGAGGCAGUGGUUUAAGUAUCAGAUCUAGGUAAACAAUUGGCCAUGUCACUCCGUAGUAUUUUAGCGGUAGUGGCAAUAGUUUAUUUGGCUUUGGCUCGGGGCAUGAACAGAACCAAGUUCGAUAGUUGCCUCGAGUAUGCGACCCAAACUUUAUCGAACACAAGCAGUCACAGUGACAGUUGUCACAUUCUUCACACUGCCGCUAGUUGUAGCGUGGACGCCUUCUUAAAACUUCCCAAAAACUACGAGCAGAGGAUGAUUCUUCACAGGAUUCAAGGCCUGUACAACGAUUCGAAGCUUUGCAACGUCAGCCUAGUUCAUCACAUCCGUACCCGAUGGGGCGGAGAGUACAGGGCGAGUGAGUGCAUAACACAGAGGUACAGUCAGAUCGUAGCAUCCCCAAACUUUAACCCCGACUGCAUGUACAAGGAAAUUCUAAUCUUCUGUGCACUGAAGGCGUUCAAGAAAAAGCCAACAGAAGAGGAAAGGGAAAAGCUUUACGCGGUCUACAUUCAACAAGAGGCGAACAAAAACCAAAACGUGUCUUGUUCUAUUGACUUUUUUGCCAUCGUAUCUGAGAUCUGGGGUGACACGAACAGUGGAGGUUGUGGUGUUCCACUCACGCAGCUUCUAUUUAUGAUAGUUUUAGGAAUCAUUUUGUACAUUUUCGUGUGAUAACUUUGGGAAAUAUUUUAUUCCUUUUGGUGAUAUCUUUUUUAUAAAAUCUCUAUUCACGUGAAGUUAUUUUUUUAGUGAUAGAGCAUUCUUCUUCGUGUGAUCAGCUAAAUACUGAUGUAUCAUUUUUUUUUUCAAAUUUGGAUUUUAAUAAUGCAACAUUUCAGAAUUCUGGAAUUUUUGGAGCAUGCGCAAAGAUAAUCUUUCAACCUUUAUAAGUGGAAAUGUUUACUUCUGGUUUGAUUAUUGAAUACUAACGCAAAAAGACACUUUAAACAGUGUUUUAUUGUGUUUAUUAGCUGAAGAUGACAUUAAAACUUAAUUAGAAAAAUGAUAUAAAUAUGGACUAUAACUGUACAUUUCCGUGAUGUGGAUUACACGUUCACAAUAGAGACAGCAGCAUUCUGUAAUAUCCAUCUUACUGCAACAACUGUAUAUAUGUAUAAAAUGUAUAACUAAUUUUGGAUCGAUAGAAGCAUAGAUAAA
This is a messenger RNA of Physella acuta, 1270 nucleotides long. RefSeq lists its product as uncharacterized. Lineage: Eukaryota; Metazoa; Mollusca; Gastropoda; Physidae. The record is from RefSeq and is a predicted model, not a curated record.